CAGUUGGGCGCCGUCCCGAAAUGCAUCCGCACUAAAUAGAACGCGAGUACAGCUCGCGCGUGAUAAUACUAAAAAAAAAAAAAAAGAAGAAUAAAUAGUAUCAGUCGCGCGCUAAAAGGAUUAUUAGUGUGUGAGGCAGCGGUGAGGGCGUAUCCAUGGUUACGGUCGGAGAUAAUCACGUGCCAUAGGUGGCGUACUUUUUUUUUUUUUGCAUAUUAUUUAGCCCAGCAGCUAAGUGGAUCUGGACGGAGGCAGGGACAGAGGAUUAGAAUCAGGGAUGCUGUUAACAAACUAAAACCCAGGCGGCUACAGGAUACAUAAAUAAAUAGGUAAAUAAAUAAAGUUAGCUCUUUUUUUCCCCCCACAUAGUGAAUGAAAUGAGUGAAGGAUCCCUACAUAACUGAGUUUUCUUCUGAGGUCUGCUGCUUCCUCGUUGUGAAGAAGAGUCGUCCAGAUCAUGGCAGGGGAGCGGAGUCGUCUCCUGCCCCAUGGAGCGUACAGCGUGCUGGGGGACAGUGCAGACUCCAGGAAGGCGUCCACGUCCGAGGAUGAGGCUUCCAAAUCCAACCCCCGUAAACUCAACACCUUCUUUGGGGUGAUGGUGCCCACCAUCCUGUCCAUGUUCAGCAUUGUCCUCUUCCUGCGCACAGGCUUUGUUGUCGGCCAUGCUGGACUUCUCCAAGGACUGCUCAUGUUGUUUGUAGCGUAUUUCAUCAUCUCCUUGACCAUCCUGUCAAUCUGUGCUAUCUCUACUAACGGGGCAGUGCAGGGGGGCGGAGCUUACUAUAUGAUCAGUCGUUCUCUAGGGCCGGAAUUCGGGGGCAGCAUCGGCCUCAUGUUCUACCUGGCGAAGGUGUGUGCAUGCGGCGUGUACGUGCUCGGGCUGGUGGAGGCCAUACUGAACGUUUUUGGACAGGAUCCAGCGGUUGGGGUGCCAGAUGGAGUGCGUGUCCUGCCUCAGGGUUACUGGUUCUCGGUGCUUUACUCCUCUGUGCUGCUGUUGGUCUGCUUGAUCAUUUGUCUGGUCGGAGCUCACAUCUACGCCAAAGCCUCCUUCCUCAUCCUACUGGUGGUGACCCUGGCCGUGUUGUCGAUCCUCCUCAGCCCGCUAUUUGUCGGGCCACUCAACUUUAGCUUCACGCACAAACUCGGCCUGAACAAAACGGUCACAUACAACGCCAGCUACACGGGCUUCAACAGCAGCACACUACACAACAACUUGUGGUCGGGCUAUUCAUUAGACUUCAGUACAAACAGGAUAAUGUCAUUUUCCACUGUCUUUGCGGUGAUGUUCACCAGCUGCACUGGAAUCAUGGCAGGAGCUAAUAUGUCAGGUGAGCUGAAAAACCCGAGCGUAGCCAUUCCGAAAGGCACCAUCAUGGCUGUGCUGUACACCUUCACCGUCUACUUACUUCUCUUCUUCCUCGUCAGCUCCACCUGUGACAGGGUGUUGCUGACUAAUGACUUUGCUGUAUUCCAGCAAAUAAAUAUAUGGUCUCCGUUUGUAAUCAUCGGCGUGUACUGUGCCUCGUUAUCUGCAGCCAUGUGCUCACUAAUUGGAGCUUCACGCAUCCUACAUGCACUUGCAAUUGACCAGCUCUUUGGCCUGCCCCUGGCCCCUGCUGCCAUCACCUCGCGCUCAGGAAACCCCUGGGUCUCUGUACUCUACACUUGGGCACUGGUGCAGUGCACAGUGUUUGCAGGUCAGCUGAAUGUGAUAGCAGGUUUGGUGACUGUCUUCUAUCUGCUAUCCUAUGCUGCAGUAGAUCUGGCCUGUCUGGCGCUGGAGUGGGCAUCUGCUCCCAAUUUCAGGCCUACGUUUCAGUACUUCUCAUGGCAUACAUGCCUGCUGGGCAUGCUGAGCUGUCUGGUGAUGAUGUUUGUGAUAAAUCCAGUAUACUCGUCAGCCAGCAUUGUGGUGUUACUGCUGCUUCUGCUCUUCCUGCACUAUCGAUCGCCCACAAGCAGCUGGGGUUACAUCAGUCAGGCGCUCAUCUUCCAUCAGGUGCGGAAGUAUUUGCUGAUGCUGGACUCAAGGAAGGACCACGUGAAGUUCUGGAGGCCACAGGUGCUGCUGAUGGUGGCCAAUCCUCGUUCUUCUUGCCAGCUCAUCUGCUUUGUCAACCAGUUAAAAAAAGGAGGUCUGUUUGUACUGGGCCACGUGCAGAUCGGAGACCUGGAUGUCGUUCCAACUGACCCUGUCCAGCAGCAGUAUAAUUUCUGGUUGAGUCUGGUGGAUAAGCUGGGUGUUAAAGCUUUUGUAGACCUGACCCUCUCUCCUUCAGUCAGGCAGGGCACUCAGCACCUACUACGCAUCACUGGACUGGGAGGAAUGAAGCCAAACACGCUAGUUCUGGGCUUCUAUGACAACUCUUACCCAGAGGACUAUUUCCUUCAGGAUCCCACAUUCUGUAGGGGCGCAGUGGAUGGUGCUGGUUUUAUUGGAGAUGAGGGGGACAAUUUUGGUGUGGACCUCCCGUCCCUACAGGCCCACUUCCCUCCUGUGCGUCAUGCAGACAGCCCCCGCUGUCUUCAGCCAGAUGAGUAUGUAGGUAUCAUCUCUGAUGCUAUCAAAAUGGGCAAGAACGUGUGCCUGGGCCGCUACUUCUUCCAGCUGCCGCCUGAAAUCAAAGGAAAAGGCACAACGUCUAUGAAAAUCGGAGAUUCUGCUUCUGAGACAAUUGACGUGUGGCCGUCUAACCUGCUAAGUGCUGGUGGAAACCAAAGCUAUGCUGAUGUAUGCAGCCUCUUCCUGCUACAGAUGGCAUGUGUUUUAAACAUGGCUGCCGGUUGGCGCCGUGCGCGUCUGCGCAUCUUCCUCGGCGUGGAGUCGGAGUCUGGAGACCAGGGCUGGCUGGCCAAAGAGGAGCGCUUCAGGGAGCUGCUGGGGAAGCUGAGGAUCCGCGCCACUAUUAAAAUCGUGUCGUGGGAUCCUGUGGUGCGGCUGCUGAGAGGAAACGACACAAUCGUGCCCCCUGCGGUGACUGACGAAUUCCUGUGCGCAGUCAACAGUCUUCUGAAAGAACACAGCAGUUCUGCUGCAGUGCGCUUUCUCUAUUUGCCCCGCCCACCUGCUGAGUUAAACCAAUCACAGCAGUACUUGGCUCAGUUGGAUACCCUCACUCAAGGACUUGGUCCCACUCUACUGAUUCAUGGUGUGACCCCUGUUACAUGUACUGAGCUUUAAGUGAACGAAACUAUUGAAUUAGAUGCAGUUACAUAUAAAGGGAAUUUACAUUAAACCAAAUAUUAGGCCAAAUCUCCUGAGAUAAGACAUGUUUGGUGUGUAGUGUGCUUCUUUUAGUUUUGCUUGGAGCUAAUGGACAUCUGUUGUAGUUCGUGUUUCUUCAACUAUGGGGACCAUCAUAUAUAUAUAUAUAUACAAAGUUCAUUUCAAAGUGGGGGUGGAGCCUAGAGGCUAGAGUGAUUAGGUACACUGGUGUCAUAGCUUCACACCAAACAUGUCACAGAUCAGUUAAAACUCUUUGGGGGAAAUGUGUGCACUUGCAAAACCAUCCCUUUAACAUACUUGGACACGCAUGCUUCCUUAACACUGCAGGUGUGUCUUAUUUGGGCAAUCUUCUUUGUUCUCUGUCAACAUAUGUAUUUGUUCCAUUCUUGAUUUACGUAAGACAUUUAUUUAAAGGGAUAAACUGAACCCGAAAAAAAAAAGCGUAAUAGUUUUAUGUUUGUCAAUCACUGUAAAAGGGGAGCAAACACUUAACAACUUUUAUUCAAGCACUUUCCUCCCGAUUCAGAAGGAUAUCGGAAUCUUUAGGGAUAUAAUUGUUAAGCUGAAGGAGUGUCUGUAUGUGUUUCUGACAUGAACUUUCUAUAGUGAUGUCUGUACAAAUGACACACCCAGCUUGCUUAGUUGGAAGUCUUUUAUUCCACCUGCGCUUUACGUCUACAGCUUAAUUGUCAUUAUGUAACUACCUGUUUUCUUUUUCCCCAGACUGGUACAGGUUUGUGUUUUGUGCUCUAACACACACUCCCAUCCUCAAAGGCAGACUGAUGGAUAGCUGGAUGCUCAGUGUUUAUCAGGCCAGUCCCAUCAAUUCCUAUUCCAAAUUUUUUGUUUGUUUAACAUCUCUUAAAGGAAUACUCCAGAGUUUCCAGCCUAAAUGUUAUCAACUGCCUCUGGUACAUGCAUACUGUCACACUGACAAAAAAGGGGAAAACCUGUUUAAAAGAAAUAUAAAGGAUGCACAGUAUGCUUGUUUGCAAUGAAAAGUAAAUAUUAUUUAAUCAUAAAUGUCACAGGAUGAGACGGACAUGAACGACUUCAUUACAAAGGUCAACACACAGCUCUUGACUACUGUGCGCUUGUUGCUAGACAAUAACCCAGAAUGCUGCCCACAGUUAAAGUAGUUUCACAUUAACUUUAAAAAGAUAGGAUAUAAAGGAGGAACUGUUUACAUCUGCUAUAACGUGAGCAAUAUAUGACCUCUGUCAGCAUUUAAAUGUAAAUAAACAGAUAAAAUAUAUGAUGAUGAUCUUCAAUCAAUAAAAGACGCAAUCAUUGGCUAAUCACUGUGGUUCCAGAGGAAUAUAUUUCCUGUUCUUGGAAAAUAAUGAACAUUUGGAGUGGCGAUUUGUAAAUGUUAUCAUGCCCUGUGUGGUUUACGUCUUGCAAUGGUUAUUUAUAAAGCAGUGCAGGUUUUCUAUGUGUUUAAAACUACAGGGGAACGUGUUACAGUUCUUGUUUGUAAUAAUCACACAAACACUACAGAUCUGUUAGAUGCCAAUUUGGAAAAAUGCAGGAGUUUGACGAGAAUUAAAAACAAUAAAUAAAAAAUCUCUGGACUAUUCCUUUAAAGGCCUGAACUGGGACCAAUUAGGAGUCUAAUCACAGUGGUAUUUGAAAUUGUGGUAUUUAUGUAUUUGAAUAGUUUGUUUAUUGAAUAGUUUGUUCUGGCAAUAUAUUGAUGCAUAGCACCUUAAGAUCUAUUUGAUGAAUGUUGCCUUAAACGUGGUUGGUGUUUAUGUACAUUAGCAGCAGCUGCUAUUGUUUGCUUGAGUUUAUCUAGUGCGUCAAAAAAUAUAGAAGCAAAUGCUUAUGUGAAUAUAGUGAUGCAUCAAAAGGUGUGAUGCACUGCCGCUGCACACUCAGCUUUAUUUUAACUGCACCUACAGGCACCAAGGUUAGUUUGUGUUAGUGAAAUCCCUUAUGUCCUCAUGUUGAGUUCCACAAAUGAUGAGAGAUGGUUUGGAGUCUCUGUAUAACCCUUUGGAGCAUUUUUGAAAAUGAUGUGUAGGUUUGCAUCUCUGUAAACAUUCCUUGGGAAUCUGGUGUAACUAAUGGUGUUAUUAAUGUUCUGACUGUUACAUCAGUCAGUGGGAGGUUACUGUAAAUGUUUGAGAAAUGUUACGGGUGUGACUAUUAUCUUCUCCACAUGGUGGGAUUAGUCUGAGUGUACAAGCCACUGUGAUUGUGUGCUUUAAUUUAAUGUAUAUUUAUAUA
Hemibagrus wyckioides is the source of this 5464-nucleotide messenger RNA. RefSeq names its product solute carrier family 12 member 9 (gene slc12a9). Gene Ontology annotation, molecular function: potassium:chloride symporter activity. Bases 458 to 3187 code for a protein of 909 amino acids. Gene Ontology annotation, cellular component: membrane. The record is from RefSeq and is a predicted model, not a curated record. Gene Ontology annotation, biological process: potassium ion import across plasma membrane; potassium ion homeostasis; chloride ion homeostasis. The transcript is spliced from 14 exons. Lineage: Eukaryota; Metazoa; Chordata; Actinopteri; Siluriformes; Bagridae.